AUGUCAUCGAGACAAGCUAGCACUCCCAAAACUUAUAGCUCUCGUAGUGGGGCAUGUUCAGAUCAUAAGGGUAUCUCCCAAAGUAUUACCAAUUAUGAAGAUUCCUCGACUGUGGAAGGAUCGGACCUGGAGCUAUCUACAGGUCGUAAAGCAUCGGUAUUAUCUUUGAAACGAAAGAGCACAGCUGCGAAUAAUUUGCACUCAUUUUUUGGUGCGAGUCAACCCACCAAGAGACUGAAACUCAGCAGCGAUUCUCAGAAACGCCUGACUUUUAAGCAGUCCUCGACUAACGGAAACACCAAUGCCCCUACACUUACGCAACUACAUUUUUUGCCAUCUAAAUCCAUUCUCAUAACAUGCAAAUCCUGUGAUCUUUCGUACACUCGAGGUGCGCAUGCAGAUGAAGAAUUGCAUAGGGUUUAUUGUCUACGGAUCGCUCGGGGUAUGGAAUGGUCGCGAGAUGAACGUUCCUUGGAGAAGCCACUUGGUGCAGGGAUAUCUGAUGUAGAAUUGGUUGAAGAACACUGUGCACUCGCUGAAGGCGUCGUUGGAAGGAUUUUGAGAAUACGAUGCGAUACUACCAAGGGCAAAUUAGGGCAGAAGGUUACGACUCUGCUGUCUACUAUAAACAAAGUUUUAUCGGCGCCUCCGCUGCCGGAUCCUAGCCUCAAACUCUCCAAAGCCUAUGUGAUGGUUGUUCCAACUAAAGGGCCUAAAUCACUUGGCUCGAAAUCCAAGGACGAAGCUUCAGCAAAACGACACAAAUCUGAACGGAUUGUAGGUUGCGUUAUUACUACCCCUAUAGCAAAAGCAAUGCGGAUAGUGGACAACAAUGAGCUUGAAAUUUCCAAUGCCCCCAAGUCCAAUCUUGUGUGUGUAGACAUCGGCAAUUCGGGAGGAAAUGUCUAUUGCGACCCUAGCCCCGUUCCUGCAACUCUUGGAAUUCCACGUUUAUUUGUAGUCCCCUCGCACCGUCGGCAGGGAAUUGCGCGUGCUCUACUAGACGCGGCUGCCAAGACAGCUAUCUGGGGCUGCUCUCUUAACCCAAAUAGUGGUCAAAUAGCAUUUUCUCAGCCAACUGCUAGUGGUCAUGCCAUCAUGAAGAGUUGGGGAGGACCAAAUAUGCGCAUAUAUGAAGAAUAA
Molecule: messenger RNA, 1143 nt
Organism: Rhizoctonia solani
Lineage: Eukaryota; Fungi; Basidiomycota; Agaricomycetes; Cantharellales; Ceratobasidiaceae
Product: GNAT family acetyltransferase
Exons: 4
Coding region: 1-1143 (380 amino acids)
Biological process (GO): mitotic sister chromatid cohesion
Cellular component (GO): nucleus; chromatin
Molecular function (GO): protein-lysine-acetyltransferase activity
Source: RefSeq, a predicted model, not a curated record